This is a messenger RNA of Soboliphyme baturini, 792 nucleotides long. The record is from the annotation of a GenBank genome assembly. Lineage: Eukaryota; Metazoa; Nematoda; Enoplea; Dioctophymatida; Soboliphymatidae.
AGGUCCGUGUAUAUGACCUUCAGCUUGUUACAUUUUCGCAUUUUAGUUGGAAGAAUCUCAAUGGCUUAUUUUUUAAUAUCGCACCUCAAAGAAGAAGAGAUCGCCUGCGAUCACCAGGAAUUGAGGCCAGGCGGAGAAUGGAAACCAAACGAUUGUGUUGCUAUCGUUAUCCCUUACCGCGACCGGAAGUCACAUUUGGUGCGAUUACUGGCCUAUCUGAUUCCUGUGUUGCAACGUCAGCGCCUUGAUUUUCGCUUCAUUGUUGCUGAACAGUACGGUCAAGGUGUGUUCAACAAAGGCCGUAUUAUGAACGCAGCUUUUACGUUGGCUGACGCUCUACACGUCGACUGCGUCAUUUUCCAUGACGUUGACCUGUUCCCUCAAGAUGAUCGCAACUUGUACUCUUGCGCUGAUUCACCACUCCAUCUCGGCGCUUACGUAAGCACUCUAGGCUACGAGCUUCCAUAUUACGAUCUGGUCGGAGGUGUACUGGCAUUGAGUGCUUAUCAUUUUAAAAGUGUCAAUGGCUUUAGCAAUAUGUUUUGGCAGUGGGGUGGUGAAGACGACGACAUGGGCAGACGACUCGUAGAGCAUAAUUAUACCAUUCAUCGGCCGCCUGUAGAGUACGGAGCUUACACCAUGAUCAAACAUGUUAAACGCCAACGAUCACUUCUCGAAAUUAACCUGUGCUUCAGUUAUAUAGUUAUUGUUUUAAAGAUCUAUUUGAAACCCCUUUAUUACCAUAUGUUCAUCGACGUUGGGAACGCUCCUCGCCAAUGGCUUGCUGGCUGA